Messenger RNA from Ahaetulla prasina, 4099 nucleotides. RefSeq names its product lysophosphatidylcholine acyltransferase 1 (gene LPCAT1). NCBI's taxonomy places the organism in Eukaryota, Metazoa, Chordata, Lepidosauria, Squamata, Colubridae. The transcript is spliced from 14 exons. The record is from RefSeq and is a predicted model, not a curated record. Bases 317 to 1927 code for a protein of 536 amino acids. Gene Ontology annotation, molecular function: calcium ion binding.
UCCUCUUUCACUCCCUGCCGGUUCAGGGAGAGCCAGCGGUGGGUCGCUGACCAGAUCUCUUCCUCCUCCUCCACCACCACCACCACCUCCGCUAAGUACGUUGUCGACGGCAGCCCCGGUUGGCCUAAUUUAUUCGCCGCGAACCCGAAUUUUACUUUUUUUUCUUUCCUCGGAAAUACAUUUUCCUCCCCUUUACCCCCUCCUUUUUCUUUUUCUUUUUUUUGUAAAGCCACUGCGCCCAUUUUCUUUCUUCGCUCUCUCGCCCCUCGAUUUUUUUCCCCUCCCCCCUCCCCUUCCUUCUCUUUCGCGUCGCACAAUGCGGCUGAAAGGCCGGGGAUGCUGCACCCGGAGCAGAGGCAACGGCGAUGGAGAGGAGGAAGGCAGCGGAGAAGGACGCGGGCCGCCCCCUCCACCAAUGCGGAGUCCCUUCGUGCACCGGCUGCACUUCAGCGCCCUCCAGAAAGCAAAGAUUGUCUUCAUGACCUUGACUCUGUUCCCCAUCCGGCUGUUUUUUGCUGCGUUUAUGAUGUUGCUGGCUUGGCCUUUUGCCUUCAUUGCCUCAAUAGGAUCUGCUGAAAAACAGCUAGAAAAGCCUCUAUCGUGGUGGCGAAAAAUUAUUGAUAUCUUGCUGAAGGCAAUUAUGAGGACAAUGUGGCUUGCUGGUGGAUUUCAUUGGAUAAAUGUGAAGGGCAGACAGGCAUUGCCCACUGAAGCAGCAAUUCUGACCCUGGCUCCACAUUCAUCUUAUUUUGAUGCAAUACCAGUGACAAUGACUAUGGCUUCCAUUGUUAUGAAAGCUGAAAGCAAAGAUAUUCCUGUGUGGGGAACUUUAAUUAAAUAUAUUCGACCUGUAUUUGUAUCUCGAUCGGAUCAGGAUUCCCGCAGAAAAACUGUUGAGGAAAUAAGACGGCGUGCUCAGUCUAAUGGCAAAUGGCCACAGAUAAUGAUAUUUCCAGAAGGAACCUGUACUAAUCGAUCCUGCCUAAUUACAUUCAAACCUGGAGCAUUUAUCCCUGGAGUACCUGUGCAACCAGUGAUCUUACGUUAUCCAAACAAGCUGGAUACAAUUACAUGGACAUGGCAAGGUCCAGGAGCGUUAACGAUUCUGUGGCUUACCUUAUGUCAGUUUCAUAAUUUUGUGGAAAUAGAGUUCCUACCUGUGUAUAUACCUUCUGAAGAGGAAAAGAAAAACCCAUCUUUAUAUGCGAACAAUGUGAGGCGUGUAAUGGCAGAGGCUUUAGGAAUUUCAGUAACAGACUAUACUUUUGAGGAUUGCCAGCUGGCUUUGGCCGAAGGACAACUCCAUCUCCCAUCAAAUACCUGUCUCUUAGAAUUUGCAAAACUUGUAAGAAAUCUUGGGUUAAAGCCAGAAAAACUUGAAAAAGAACUUAAUGCAUACUCAGAAAGAGCUAGGAAACUGAAAAACAAGAAAGUCACUCUCAAGGAAUUUGCAGAGUAUUUGAAAAUCCAAGUUUCAGAUAUGUUAGAAAAUAUGUUUGCACUUUUUGAAGAGAAGGAAGAUGGCCUGAUUGACAUACGAGAAUAUGUAACAGCUUUGUCGGUAGUCUGUAGACCUUCUAAAACAUUGCAAACAAUGCAGUUGGCUUUUAAGAUGUAUCAAUCAGAAACUGGGGGUAUAACAGAACAAGCGUUAACUUCCAUCCUGAAGAGCGCCAUGGGUGUUUCAGACCUUAAUGUGUCAAAUCUUUUUAAAGCUAUAGAUGAUAAAGAAAAAGGGGAAAUUGCAUAUGAUGAUUUCCAUUAUUUUACUGAAAUGUUCCCAGACUUUGCUGAAGAGUACCUAUAUCCUGAUCAAAUGGAGUCUAAAAGUUAUUUGGAAACUCCUGCUCCUAAUGGAUUCUGUGCAGAUUUCAGCCCACAAAUUACUGAAAAUAGAAGAAAUUCCCUACAGAAAAAAAUGAAUUAAUAUUAAUAAUUCUGUCAUCCUCUUGUGGUGAGAGGAGUAUGUCCUAGAUAGGGCUUUUCAUAGUCAUGCAGCUAUAUAACCUGAAGUAUGUGAGAAGGCUGUAUGUGUGGAUGUGUGAGAAAGAAAGAAAGAAAGAAAGAAAGAAAGAAAGAAAGAAAGAAAGAAAGAAAGAAAGAAAGAAAGAAAGAAAGAAAGAGGAAGGAAGAGAGGAAGGAAGGAAGAAAGGAAAGGCGUGUAUGAAUAUUUUACUGCAUUAAUGAGCAUCUUCGGCUUCCUAUUGGAAAGAUCACUUUUUCCAUCAGCAACUUGGAAAGUAAAGAAUGUAAACAAACUUUAAUUUGUAUACUUAAAAACAAGAUGCUUGCAUAUUUAUAUUCAUUGUUUGAUUUCAUGUACAAACUGUCCUACAAAGUGUGCAUGUGAAAAAAAUACUGUAGCUCCUAUGGUGUCAAGUGCACUUCGGUGAUUAGUGUUAUCCCUAUUUAGGGAAUUCUUUGUGGGCCAGAUUCUGCUUUCCUUUUUUACAAGGCAACAUUGACCGCUACUGUCAAUGGCCUUCAGAGCAAGGCAAGCUCAGUUUCACCUUUUUCAUUGUAAUCGAGUAGGUAGCUAAAGGGGGGAAAGUAUGCAAAAAUAUUUUUACCUAGGGAAUUGUUUUUAUUGUGUUUCCUUGUAAAAUGAUCUUUUUGAACUUUUCAAUCCAUCUUGAUAUCAAAAAGAAUAAGGGAAGUUAUCAGGAUUGUGUGCAUUUUGUGCUAAAAACCCAGAUUUUAGCACAGAAACGCAGAUUUUAUACUUUAGAAAAGCUGAAUUCCAAAGUCUGUCUCUCAAUCCUAUGAAUUAGGUAUAUUUCUGUAUUUCAUGUUGAUUGGCUUAUGGGUAAAGGAAGGUGAACAAAUGCAAAAACAAAAUGGAUGCAGACUUAAGAAACACUGCCUCUGACAAUUGGAAAUUCAGAUCGUUCUCAGCCUUAAGAUCUAGAAACAUGCCUUUUUAAAGUUUAAAAUUCUCAGGAUAGCAAAAUCUGCACUUAAAUUAGAACUUCUAUAUUUCUGGGUGGAUCAUGGAAUACACACAGCCUUGCUAUUUCCCUGUCUUCUCUGUCACUGCUGCAUUUGAGUGUUCUGGGCAAUGAUAAUUAAACAAGGGUCAUUUAAAGAGCCGUUUCAACGGCUUUUUGCACAGAAUAAAGUUUUUUUUAGAUUGAGCAGGCAUAAAAUAAACUUGCUGUAUUAUAAAUUCCUAAUAAUUAUCAUAUAGUUUCUUACAGGACACCAGUUUUAGCUAUAUGAUUUUGACUGAAAAGAUUUUUUUGGUAUUAUAUCUGUUUUUUUAUAUAAUUCCUGAUUUUGUAAUUACUUUUCACUGAAAAAUUGCAGGUUUGCAAAAUGUUUGAAUACAAAACAGUUGUUUCAGUUUCGAAGUGGGCUGUUCAGCUAUUCUAGAAAUGAAUUUCAGUCUCAAAAUGGAAGUGUGAUAAGGUCAGAAUGGCCUGUUUCAAAAUCAGAACAACUGUUUCAAACUCAAAAUAAAGCAUUUUAAGCUAAAAAGAUCUCAAAUUCAAGAACUUUGCACUAGUUACCUCUAGUGAAAACCUAGUGUCCUGGUUCUCUCAAGACACUAAUGUUAUUGCUGUUUACUACAACUUUACAUAAAAGCUGGUUUACUGGCUUAUUACAUUUUGUAUAUGAAUCUCUUUCCUUCCAUAACCAAUAGAAUCGAAUAAUUUUGAAUAACUUUUUAGAUUAUAUACAUUUCUUUUUUAGUGUGCUUAUGUGUUUACGAAAUCCUGAAAAAUACAUAUACAUUGCUUCCUUCUAAUCUUAAAAAACGUAUUUUCCUUCCCUCUUAAUCUAGUCUAUGGGAUACGUUUAUCACUAUUUAUUCUUCCCACUAAUUCAGUUUAUUUCCCAGGAAUUUGAUCACAGUCUUUUACCAUAGUAAUUCUCUAAUCUAAACCACACAAUACUUUGCCUGAACUCUGAAUGUUUCCAUUAUAAAUGACUAUUCUAUAAAUGUACAUCCACAAAAAUAUUUUAAUGCAAUCAUUUAAUUUGGUGCAAUGACUAAAUUUAGAUUUUAAUAUAAUCAUAGACCAAUUGAAGUAAAAAAAAACACCAAUAUACAAUAUAUCUCACACAUAAUAAAUAAAGGAGAAUUAAAAAAAUAUUU